AUGCUGUUCCGCAAACGUAAGCCAAAAAGUGACGAUGAAGUCAUUACUUUCGACGAACUUACCCGGUUUCCGAUGACUUUCUACAAGACCAUCGGCGAGGAUCUGUACUCCGACAGGGAUCCCAAUGUGAUAAGGCGUUACCUGCUACGGUUUUAUCUGGUACUCGGUUUCCUCAACUUCAAUGCCUAUGUAGUGGGCGAAAUCGCGUACUUUAUAGUCCAUAUAAUGUCGACGACUACUCUUUUGGAGGCCACUGCAGUGGCACCUUGCAUUGGCUUCAGCUUCAUGGCCGACUUUAAGCAGUUUGGGUUGACAGUGAAUCGAAAGCGAUUGGUCAGACUGCUGGACGAUCUCAAGGAGAUAUUUCCCCUAGAUGUAGAGGCGCAGCGGAAGUAUAACGUAUCGUUCUACAGAAAACACAUGAACAGGGUCAUGAACCUAUUCACCAUCCUCUGCAUGACCUACACCUCGUCCUUUAGCUUUUAUCCAGCCAUCAAGUCGACCAUUAAGUAUUACCUUAUGGGAUCGGAGAUCUUUGAGCGCAACUACGGAUUCCACAUUUUGUUUCCUUACGACGCGGAAACGGAUCUAACGGUCUACUGGUUCUCCUACUGGGGAUUGGCUCAUUGUGCCUAUGUGGCCGGAGUUUCCUACGUCUGCGUGGAUCUCCUGCUGAUCGCGACCAUAACCCAGCUAACCAUGCACUUCAACUUCAUAGCGAAUGAUUUGGAGGCCUACGAAGGAGGCGAUCAUACGGAUGAAGAAAAUAUUACAUACCUCCACAACUUGGUUGUCUAUCAUGCCAGGGCGCUGGACCUUAGCGAGGAGGUCAACAACAUAUUUAGUUUCUUGAUCCUGUGGAACUUUAUUGCCGCCUCGCUGGUGAUUUGCUUCGCAGGCUUUCAGAUUACAGCCUCCAAUGUGGAGGACAUUGUAUUGUACUUCAUAUUUUUCUCAGCUUCGCUGGUUCAAGUCUUUGUGGUCUGUUACUACGGCGAUGAAAUGAUCUCUUCAAGCUCUCGAAUUGGCCAUUCCGCAUUUAAUCAGAACUGGUUGCCGUGCAGCACCGAAUACAAACGCAUCCUGCAAUUUAUUAUUGCGCGCAGUCAGAAGCCCGCCUCUAUAAGACCGCCCACCUUUCCACCCAUAUCUUUUAAUACCUUUAUGAAGGUAAUCAGCAUGUCGUAUCAGUUUUUUGCACUGCUCCGCACCACGUAUUAUGGUUAA
Molecule: messenger RNA, 1227 nt
Organism: Drosophila mauritiana
Lineage: Eukaryota; Metazoa; Arthropoda; Insecta; Diptera; Drosophilidae
Gene: Or92a
Product: putative odorant receptor 92a
Exons: 3
Coding region: 1-1227 (408 amino acids)
Biological process (GO): sensory perception of smell; detection of chemical stimulus involved in sensory perception of smell
Cellular component (GO): plasma membrane
Molecular function (GO): odorant binding; olfactory receptor activity
Source: RefSeq, a predicted model, not a curated record